Suillus fuscotomentosus is the source of this 237-nucleotide messenger RNA. RefSeq lists its product as uncharacterized. The record is from RefSeq and is a predicted model, not a curated record. NCBI's taxonomy places the organism in Eukaryota, Fungi, Basidiomycota, Agaricomycetes, Boletales, Suillaceae. The transcript has a single exon. The annotation marks the transcript as partial.
GACAGGCAUUUUGAAAACCAAGUACUUCGAAAUCAAGAUGAGCUGCUGUAUAUUGACCUGUGUCAAGCAAUGAAUGCUGGAGAUAUUGGUCAAGUAGAGGCUUCGUUUCUGCCAUGGAUAUACAUGUUCAAGGCCACGGGGAAGCAUAAAUAUGCAGUACAGAUCCUGCACUUCCUGACCAACCUUCAAUACAACUACCCUGUUGAACUCAGGUGCGUGACUUACAAUGUCUACUAG